This is a messenger RNA of Carassius auratus (goldfish), 2305 nucleotides long. RefSeq names its product STIP1 homology and U box-containing protein 1-like. NCBI's taxonomy places the organism in Eukaryota, Metazoa, Chordata, Actinopteri, Cypriniformes, Cyprinidae. The record is from RefSeq and is a predicted model, not a curated record. Gene Ontology annotation, cellular component: Z disc; cytoplasm. Gene Ontology annotation, molecular function: protein-folding chaperone binding; ubiquitin protein ligase activity. The transcript has 8 exons. The coding region runs from base 468 to 1322 and encodes 284 amino acids. Gene Ontology annotation, biological process: protein quality control for misfolded or incompletely synthesized proteins; protein polyubiquitination; proteasome-mediated ubiquitin-dependent protein catabolic process.
UGUAAGAUCGUCACAUCCGGCAACGUCACCGUGACGGACCAGUCAAAACAACCGAAACAUGAUGCUAGCGUCUCACGCCCGCGAGUGAAAUGUCGUGUUUUUAGCGAUCGCCGAUGAAAACGUCAGAGAUUUGUCACCCUAAUGUCAUGUUCGUGUCGGAGUAUGAGUCUGACAGCGUUUUAUUCGGAAUAAGGGAUCGAAAAGCGAUCAUAAACGCUCCAGCGUCGCGACCGGUUUGCUAACGACAGUCGUCAGUUCAGCAGAAACCCGGUACGAGUGAAAUUAAACAUAUCUUUCUUCUUAAUUAUGGAAUGUAAAGUCAAAUAGGCAGCAUUAAGUUGACCAAUACGCCUUGUGAGAGGUUUGCAGUGUAUCUGUGUCCCUGGGACGGGACGGUGUUCACCGAAGACACGGGGAACAGGAUCGGGAAGCAGGGGGAAGCGGCCACCGCAGAGCCCGUGGAGAAGAUGGCGAGCAGCCCGGAGAAAAGCUCCUCUGCACAGGAGCUGAAGGAGCAGGGCAACCGUCUGUUCCUCAGCCGCAAAUACCAGGAGGCUGCCACCUGCUACAGCAAAGCCAUUAAUCGUAACCCGUCGGUGGCCGUGUACUACACUAACAGAGCGCUGUGCUACGUGAAGCUGCUGCAGUACGACAAGGCGCUGGCCGACUGUAAACACGCCCUCGAGCUCGACAGCCAAUCGGUGAAGGCACACUUUUUCCUGGGCCAGUGUCAGCUGGAGCUGGAGAAUUAUGAAGAGGCCAUCGGCAAUCUACAGAGAGCUUAUAACCUGGCGAAGGAACAGCGGCUGAAUUUCGGAGACGAUAUCCCAAGUGCUCUUCGCAUCGCCAAGAAGAAACGCUGGAACAGCAUAGAAGAGAAGCGGCUCAGCCAGGAAAACGAGCUGCACGCCUAUCUCACCAAACUCAUCCUGGCCGAGAAAGAGAGAGAGCUGGACGACCGAGUGAAGCAGUCCGAGGACAUUCAGAACGGAGGAGACGUCUGCAAGAGCAAAUCCAAACACGAUAAAUAUUUGAUGGACAUGGACGAGCUCUUCUCUCAAGUCGAUGAAAAGAGGAAGAAGCGAGAGAUCCCAGAUUAUCUGUGUGGGAAGAUCAGUUUUGAGCUGAUGAGAGAGCCCUGCAUUACUCCUAGCGGCAUCACCUACGAUCGCAAGGACAUCGAGGAGCAUCUACAGCGUGUGGGACAUUUUGACCCAGUGACCCGCAGCCCGCUGACCCAGGAUCAGCUGAUCCCCAAUCUGGCCAUGAAGGAGGUGAUCGAUGCUUUCAUCCAGGAGAACGGCUGGGUGGAGGACUACUGAACACACACACACACACACACACACACACACACACACACACACUCUCGAGUGCGCUGCAGCAGUUUCCUCACGGCCGAUUGAUUCCUCUCCUGAAUGUUCAUGCACUUUAAUAUGUGGAGGAUCUCACCCACAUCAAUCACCUGACCCUCUUUCUCACCGUCUGACAGUCCUCCAAACUCUUUCUGCUGUCUUUCGUUCGGGACAGAAAACUGCAGGUUCUGUUCAGACUCUUGUUUUCAAUCAGAAACAUUGGCUGAUGUUUGCUGCACAUGAUGAUGCUGUAAUUUUGUCAUUGAAUGUUCAAGUAGCAACAUUAUUGAUGACAUCACUAAUAAUCAUUCAUGAAAGAGGAAACUCGUGUAGGUUGGGGUGUGUGUGUGCGUGUGUGUGUGUGUGUGUUAUAAUCUAUUACCUAUAAGAUCUAAAUGCAGAAUGAAUGCGGUGUAUGCGAGUGUAAUAAGUUCUAACAGAAGGAGCAUGUUUGUAAGAUUCAUCUUGAGCUUUGGGUUCUGGCAGGACGCUGAUUUUUCUAAUGAGUGUUAAAAAAUAUUUAGACAUUCAUCCAUCUGCUGGCUGCCAAUCAUUAAAAAUGAACUGAGAAUCUGUGGCAUGCAGAUGACAUCAUCAUCAUCAGAGUUAUGAUGUAUGAUACGUUUAGUCUUACUAUGUGUGCUUUAGAACGAGAGGUAAGUGAUUAUUUCACACUAUUGAUUUGGUCUUUCUCUUUAGACCUUUGAGGAGUUUUCCGUUUCCUGUCAUGAACACACACUUCCUGUUCAGUAUCAGUAUUUUUCAGAGAGCCCUUGCUAGUCGCUGGACGUCACGGUUCCAGAACUGUCCAUCCGGCUCGGGUCAAAUAUUCCUCAAGUGUAAUGAGUUUAGGUUGGAUGCAUGUUCAAUAAAUGUUAUUUUGUUUCUUUUUGUAACAAAUUGGUCGAUAUGAGUCUUAUUCUUUCUGAUAAAGUUACAGUUUUGACCCUAAA